This is a messenger RNA of Babesia microti strain RI, 795 nucleotides long. RefSeq names its product conserved Plasmodium protein, unknown function. The coding region runs from base 1 to 795 and encodes 264 amino acids. The transcript has 6 exons. The record is from RefSeq and is a predicted model, not a curated record. NCBI's taxonomy places the organism in Eukaryota, Apicomplexa, Aconoidasida, Piroplasmida, Babesiidae.
AUGUUAUACAGGGUGUAUAUUGCAACAAUAUUUUGUAUAUUUGUUAAAAAUAUCGCAGCUACUCAUGAUUAUGGUCCAGUGGACCUCCCCGAUGGAGUUCAACUUCAACUUGGUUACAAAAAUGUGAACAUAUUUCCUACACACAAUCAUUUCACUAGUGUGUCUAGAAAAAUAAUCCACAAUGGAGGUAUCAGGCCCAGUUCAGAUGUUGGAAAGCCCUUAGAAACGUCCAGUGCCACGAUCGAUAAUCAAGAUAGUACAGAGACGAUAGGCAACACAAAUCAAACCCCUUGGAUCACAGAGAUAACACCUAAUGUUGAAUGGAUGACCAAAGUCCUAGCUACCCUUGGAUUCACAAAUCCACCAAGUAUGAAUCGUUGUCAAGACUUGAAUGACAGCCUAAAAAUUAAAUGUAUAGAGGAAGUGUUAACGGAACUGAAGAAUAUUUUUGAAACUUCAAACGAAAUUUUACUUCUAAAUAUGAGAAUUUUGUACGGCGGAAAACAUGCAAAUAAGGCACUCACUAGACUAAACACAAUAUCUCUAAAACCACAAAAUAGACAACUCUUACUUUUACUUGGAUCAAGCGCAAUAAUAUAUUUUUAUUUGAUGCGGGAUAGCUUACCCGAUAAAACUAGGUGGCUAGCCCAGUCGGUGUUAUCAAAACUAACCGAUUUACCCGUGGCAAGUAACAUUGCAGAUUUUCGCACUGGUGGUUAUGGUCAUAUAAACAUAUUAAUCCCCAGCGUGAAACGGGUUAGGUCGGCUGAUCGUUACAUUGCGUCGCUCAUAUAA